AGAUGGUGAAGAGUCUCCAGAGCAGAGGGCAGAAUUUCACCAUGGACGGGAAGGGAGAGCUGCUCGUUGUGAAUGAGAUCUCGGGAGAAAAGAUCCCUGGACCCAACAUUCUUGUCAAGAGCGCUCUGCCGCCGAACCAGACGACAGAAGUCUUUCAUGAGGAGUCGAAGAUCCGGCACGUCGAGCAAGAGAGCAGCUCCAUCAAGCCCGAGAAGUUCUUUGUCCCCUCGGACACUGUGCAGCCACCUGCCAUGCAGACUCACGUACUGGCUUCCGGCGUUACUUUGAAGGAAGGUGCUGCUGUGAAGUCAGGCCCUCCAAGGGAGCGAGACAACCUCAGGAUGACCCGCAACGAGUACAAGACCCUCGUAGAGUCAGACUUCGCUUCCCUAGAUCAAUCUUUCCGCAAGGAACCGACCAACCUCCAGGAGAGCAAAGAGAAAGUGGACAACAGCAAGCAGCUUGAGCGGGUGAAGUCCACGGAUUCAGGUUCGAAGCAGCAGCAGCAGCAGCAGCAGCAGCCGCAACAACAGCAGCAGCAGCAGCAGCAGCAGCAGCAGGAAGCUGCAGGCUCACCAGGCGCAUCGGCACAGAGCGGGAAGCAAGGAGGCAAACAAGCACCGGCGCAAGGAGGGAAGCAGGAGAAGGAGAAGGUGCAGGAAGCGUCGAAGGAGGAGGCGAGCUACGAUUGGGAGAAGCAAGACUUCUAUGCCAAGGACAAACUCAUCGUCCCUGACCCCUCUGCUCGGAUCAAACCGGACGAGAGGGUGAGAAGGACGACGGUGGGAGCGCAGGUGCCCAAGGAAUUCCUUCCUCCUCCCAUCUUCCCUGGUGCUCAUGGACAUGGAGUCGUCACUUCAUACCUGGCGAGCGAGAACAAGUAUGUCCGAGACACGAGCAUGGUACACCGGCGGUCGAUCGACGAGUCCAAGUCGCCGAACUCGCUGAGCCCAAUCAAGGGGGUGGGGGCUGAAGGAUCGAACGUCGACCUGGGACAGGCGUCUUGGAAAGACGAAGAGGACAGGGCACAGAAAGUUGUCUACGAUUAUCCUCGGCAGUUUCCCAAGGGGAAGAAGCCAACAAUCAAGACGGGCAACCUCAAGAUUCUGCGAGAUCUUCAAGGAGGAUCAUGACAGGAGCAGGAAAAGUAAACACUAGACCAUGUC
This is a messenger RNA of Guillardia theta CCMP2712, 1166 nucleotides long. RefSeq lists its product as hypothetical. The coding region runs from base 42 to 1133 and encodes 363 amino acids. The transcript has 13 exons. NCBI's taxonomy places the organism in Eukaryota, Cryptophyceae, Pyrenomonadales, Geminigeraceae. The record is from RefSeq and is a predicted model, not a curated record.